UGUCAGCACCAAUCGGUUCUAUGAUGUCUCCUGUUUUACCUGCAGGUCCAGGAACACUUCUUCCAGGCUGGACAGAGUGCGAGAGUUUCUCAGCUGGAUCGUUCCAUUCGGCCUGGCACUGGUCAACAAGAUGUUUGAGGCUAUUUGUCGCUGUUUUCCUCUCUUCACCAUCCAAUAUCCGCCGUUUCUGCUGCGCUUCCUUGGUCGCUCUGUUGCCAUUCCCCGAUCCCUCCUUGAGCAUGAUCUCGACUCCCCAGCUGGUCCGCCAUGAGCCAACCCCCACACAACGACCCACAGGCUCCCGAGCAUGUCGAGGAUCUCGUCCAUCUCGAGACCAUGUUCCAUGAGCUCGGCCGCGAAGAUGGACUUCGUGACGGACGACGGGCCGGCCUGAACGAAGGACGGAAUCUUGGCCUGGCCAGGUCGUUCGAGAUGGGCAAGGAAAUCGGCUUCUUCCUCGGAUUUGCGAGGAUCUGGCUCCUGAUUGCCCCUCGCAUUGACGCGGACAAACUCAAUCACAGGGUCAUCAAGCAUCUUGAGCAGCUCAGAGAUAUGGCAGAAGCUUUUCCGAAGGAGAACAUCAAAGAUGCAGCCAUGCUGGAGACACUGGAUCGCAUGCGCGGCAAGUUCAAGACAAUCGUUUCGCUUCUGGGACCCUGGGCAAGCAACAACAUGCCCAGCGCCGAUCAGGCCAACCGUCGGCUCAACUUCUGAGCCAUCCAUCGACCACCCUGCUGAUCCAAUAGCCGGCCAUAUAAUCUCUGCCUUGUCCUCACCGAUCUUAUCUGCUUCAGGCAGUGAUCUAGGCAACACAACAGCUCACACUCCCUUAUUGCAUAGGACACUUUCCAUCUGGUAUCGAACUGCAUCCAGCAAUACAAUGUCCUGAUCCCAGUCGACGAUAUUUCCCUUCGAUGUGUAUCGUUAUGGUGGACCGGC
Messenger RNA from Polychytrium aggregatum, 939 nucleotides. RefSeq lists its product as uncharacterized. The transcript is spliced from 2 exons. NCBI's taxonomy places the organism in Eukaryota, Fungi, Chytridiomycota, Chytridiomycetes, Polychytriales. Bases 268 to 714 code for a protein of 148 amino acids. The record is from RefSeq and is a predicted model, not a curated record.